This is a messenger RNA of Ceutorhynchus assimilis (cabbage seed weevil), 821 nucleotides long. Lineage: Eukaryota; Metazoa; Arthropoda; Insecta; Coleoptera; Curculionidae. The record is from the annotation of a GenBank genome assembly.
AACCGUCAAACAGUCAAACGAAAAUUGAUCACCGACAGCAAGUUGUUGGGCUGAUGAUAUAACUUUUUUAUUUUUCGGUUUACCAAAGGAGAAAAUUGAUAUUCAUCGACAAAAAUGUCGAGUUCCUUGACUAAACUUUAUUCUUUAUCCAAAACAGGUACAAGAUUUAUAAGACCCAGCGUCAAUGUUAUGAAUCGCAGAGCUUUGGGUAGUGAACCCAAAGAUGGUUACAUCUAUGUAAACGCUCAAGAACCUUCAAUGGAGUUCAAAGAUAUUACAGACAGAGCAGCGCAAACAAUAUUUUUAACCGAACUAGUACGAGGAUUUGGUGUAACGUUGGGUCACAUUUUCAAGGAACCAGCAACAAUUAACUACCCAUUUGAAAAAGGACCUCUCAGUCCUAGAUUUAGAGGAGAACAUGCCCUCAGAAGAUAUCCUUCAGGUGAAGAAAGGUGUAUUGCUUGCAAAUUGUGUGAAGCAAUUUGCCCUGCCCAAGCGAUUACCAUUGAAGCAGAAGAAAGAGCAGACGGUUCCAGGAGAACCACUCGUUAUGAUAUAGACAUGACCAAAUGCAUCUACUGUGGUUUUUGUCAAGAAGCUUGUCCAGUAGAUGCUAUAGUGGAAGGCCCCAAUUUUGAAUUUUCUACGGAAACUCAUGAAGAAUUAUUGUAUAAUAAAGAGAAAUUGUUAAAUAACGGUGACAAAUGGGAAUCAGAAAUUGCCAGCAAUAUUCAUGCUGACCAUUUGUACCGUUAAAUAUGUUAUGGUAUAGUAAACUUGUUGAUAAAAUUCUGUUAAUAGAUACUGAAAAUUUGAAUUUA